Mizuhopecten yessoensis (Yesso scallop) is the source of this 2148-nucleotide messenger RNA. Its product is annotated as radial spoke head protein 4 homolog A-like. Bases 118 to 1716 code for a protein of 532 amino acids. The record is from RefSeq and is a predicted model, not a curated record. Gene Ontology annotation, biological process: cilium assembly; cilium movement involved in cell motility; axoneme assembly. Gene Ontology annotation, cellular component: radial spoke; axoneme. Lineage: Eukaryota; Metazoa; Mollusca; Bivalvia; Pectinida; Pectinidae. The transcript is spliced from 9 exons.
UCCUUAGCAACAUCACACAGAGCAUUGCAGUGUGUAGUUUAGCAACAACAAGCAGACACCUAGACUAAGCACAGCUCUGUUUAGAAGACUGGGAGGGGAUCGUUUCCUCAUUUUGAAAUGAGUAGCGAUACACCACAGACACCAGUCAACAUGGAUGUUAAUAUUAACCCGAAAGAUCAACAAUAUAUCAAUGCAAAAUCAUAUCUUCUCACAGCCAGCACAGACACAGGAAUCAAUUUGUUUGACCACUUAAGUUGUGUUCUGACCAAAAUUUUAGAUGAACGUCCCGGAAAUGUAGCUGAUGUAUUUGAAGAUGUCAGUAAAGACACAAAGAAAGCCAAAUUCACAUCAAAAGUGGACACUGUUCAAGACAAAAUAGACCAGUCAACAGAAGUAGCUUUAGCUCAUGUACAGAGGAAAUUGUUUGCUAAAGGAGAUGGAGAAGACCAGGAGCCAGAGCAGGACGAAGAAGUGGAAACUCCACUGCCCAAUCUUAUGGAGUUGUGCUUUUUCUUCGAACAAGCAGGAAUUGGUUUGAAUCGAGAGGAAGUGAUCAGAAUAUGGCUUGCUCUUAAAAAUCUUGUAGACAGUCACACAUUAGCCCAUGUAAGAUUCUGGGGCAAAAUCUUUGGUAGAGAGCAGAACUAUUAUGUUGCUGAAGUGGAAUACAGAGAGGGUGAUGAGGAGGAGGAAGAAGAGGAAGAGCCUGAAGAACAAAAUGAAGAAGAGACAGCAGAAAAAGAUGAUGAGGAGGGAGAGGAAGAGGAACAAGAGGAGGAUGACACACCAAAGCCAGACUUCAAACCUCCACAAGAUAUCCCUAAGGAAGAUAACAGAACAGGCACUAACAAAAAGACCUACUUUGUUUGCAAUGAUCCUGGAAAACCAUGGGUCAAGCUUCCCCCAGUCACCCCAGCGCAGAUUGCUUCUGGCAGGAAUAUCAAGAAAUUCUUCACUGGUCGCCUCGAUGCCCCUGUUGUCAGUUAUCCCCCCUUCCCUGGUAAUGAGUCUAACUACCUGAGGGGCCAGAUUGCACGAAUCAGCUCUGGAACCCAUGUUUCACCGCUUGGCUUUUACCAGUUUGAUGAGGAGGAGGAGGAGGAAGAGGAGGGAGAAGCUCGGGAUCACUUUGUGACCAACCUUGACUUUGAGGGUCUUCCCCUGCGUGACCUGACUGACUCGUCACUACAACACUGGGUACAUCACGUGCAGUACAUCCUGCCACAGGGUCGCUGUCAGUGGCACAACCCUGUCCAGAAGAAUGAGGAAGACUUUGAAGAUGAGGAGGAGGAAGAAGAAAGGGAGGAGCCUGAUGAGCCAGAGCCAGAACGAGGACAACCAUUGCUAACUCCUCUGUCUGAGGAUGCAGAGAUUGGAAACCUGCCACCAUGGACGGCUAAGCUAUCAUCCAACCUCAUCCCCCAGUAUGCUCUGGCUGUUCUCCACUCCAACCUCUGGCCCGGAGCUCAUGCCUUUGCCACAGGAAAGAAGUUUGAGAAUGUGUACCUUGGAUUUGGCCACAAGUACAACCAGGACAACUACAGUCCACAGCCGACACCUGGUAUCCAGGACGAGUUCCCCAGUGGCCCCGAAAUCACAGAGGCUGAGGACCCAACAAUCGAGGAAGAGAAUGCUCUUAAACAUGCACAACAAGAAGCUGCUGAGGCUGCUGAGGAGAUGGAGGAUGCCGAGGAAGAGGAAGAUGAGGAUGAUUAGAUGUCUUUGAGUGAAUAGACAUUUCAUCAAAUUAUCAUUGGACACAUCAACAUAACAAAAAAUUGAAUACUUGUUUCAUUCCUUUUAUAAGCUGUGAUAACCAAUCUAUAUUUUGAAUACAGAGAAUUUUGUUACCAACACAUCUGUGGAUAUUUAGGUUUGGAAAAAAAGUGAAAGAUUUGAAAAAGCUGCUGGUCCAACAUUGAAGGCCUUACCUAUGGAGGGUUAACUGUGCUGUAAAUAUAACUAUCCAUGGAGACUCUUUUGUCAUGUAUAGGUUGUGUAUACUAUUUAUAUCAGUUGCAAUUUUUGCCAUGUUCUCUCAAGGAUGUGUGGUGGGUGUUAACGCCCACAGGCAAUACUUCCUUUAAGUGCAUGCUAAUUUACAUAAUACUGUACAGAAGAAUAAAUAUUAUGAUAGAUUUAAUUAUU